UGUGCAGAAGGCUAAACAGCUAGCGUAAAAGAACUUCUGAUAACGACACAAUGGCUUUGGUGUCAGCAGACACCAAAAUCGCCGAGUUACUUACUGAACUCCAUCAGCUUAUUAAACAGACCCAGGAGGAGCGUUCGCGCAGUGAACACAAUCUUCUAAACAUUCAGAAGACGCAUGAAAGGAUGCAGACAGAAAACAAGACUUCUCCAUACUAUCGCACAAAGCUAAGAGGACUGUACACCACAGCCAAAGCAGAUGCAGAGGCUGAAUGCAGCAUAUUGCGUCACGCACUUGACAAGAUCGCAGAGAUCAAAUCACUCCUAGAAGAGAGGCGUAUCGCGGCUAAGAUGGCAGGUGUGUACAGUGACAGCGACCCCCCCAGGAAGACGAUGCGCAGGGGCGUCCUAAUGACACUCUUACAGCAGUCGGCCAUGACGCUCCCUCUGUGGAUCGGCAAACCGGGAGAGAGCCCCCCUCCUCUAUGCGGGGCGAUACCUGCCAGCAGUGAUUAUGUUGCUAAGCAGGGGGAUAAGGUGGCAGCUCGGGUGAAAGCCGUGGACGGAGAUGAACAGUGGAUUCUGGCUGAGGUGGUCAGCUACAGUCACUCCACCAACAAGUAUGAGGUGGAUGAUAUCGAUGAAGAGGGAAAAGAGAGACACACGUUGAGCAGAAGGAGAAUAAUUCCUCUCCCGCAGUGGAAAGCCAACCCAGAGACGGACCCAGAGGCCCUGUUCAGCAAAGACCAGCUAGUCCUAGCCCUCUACCCACAGACGACCUGCUUCUACAGGGCCCUCAUCCACACGCCGCCGCACAGGCCCCAGGACGACUACUCGGUUCUGUUCGAAGACACGUCGUACGCCGACGGCUACUCUCCGCCCCUCAACGUCGCCCAGAGAUACGUGGUCGCUUGCAAGGAAAACAAGAAGAAGUGAAAAGGAGAUAGAUAAAAGAUUAAGGACCUGACUGAACUUAUUAAAGAGCGGGCGUAUGCCUAAGUUUGAUUGCUGUAUCUAUCUGGGUUUUUUGGGGGGGUUUUUUGAUGGACCUCUGGAAGGAACAGUAGCAUUGUGAGAAGUGACGUGCCCACUUGUAUUUGAUUGGAUGUUCUGUCUGUGAUGUGUCUGACAGGAGAGUUUAUUGUUUUUGGUCAGUGGUGUGGCGUUCUGUAUAUAGUGUCGGUACCUGUUUUAUACUGCAGUUUUUUUGUAUGACGCUCUUUUGUUUCAAGGUCAAAAUAAGACCGAUAGAGCAUGGCAUGUACAAAAAUAAACACUUUUCAUGAUCUGGGCUA
This is a messenger RNA of Chanos chanos (milkfish), 1291 nucleotides long. It is a transcript of the gene sgf29, whose product is annotated as SAGA complex associated factor 29. The record is from RefSeq and is a predicted model, not a curated record. The coding region runs from base 51 to 932 and encodes 293 amino acids. The transcript has 10 exons. Gene Ontology annotation, cellular component: SAGA complex. NCBI's taxonomy places the organism in Eukaryota, Metazoa, Chordata, Actinopteri, Gonorynchiformes, Chanidae.